Molecule: messenger RNA, 1566 nt
Organism: Vicia villosa (hairy vetch)
Lineage: Eukaryota; Viridiplantae; Streptophyta; Magnoliopsida; Fabales; Fabaceae
Exons: 2
Coding region: 1-1566 (521 amino acids)
Source: RefSeq, a predicted model, not a curated record
AUGGCGCAGUUUAUGGAAGCAUUGACUAAUGUGACCAAGGGGCAGGAUGACUUGCAAGUUCUCGUCGAGAACUCCAGAAGGGUCGAGAAUGGAGGACAUUCGAGGCUGUUUGACGAUGUAUCGAGGCAUAGUGCUGAUGGUGCACUUGAGGAAGCUGAGAGGUAUCGUCUGAUUGAGGAACGUCCCAGAGCUGUCGAAGGCAAAGGGGUGUUAGGCAUGGAUAUCAAUGACUUGGGGUUGGUUCCUGGUGUGAGGAUUCCCCCGAAAUUCAAAGUGCCAUCUUUUGACAAAUACAAUGGGGCGACCUGUCCUAUGACUCAUGUCAAGGCAUAUUAUCGUAAAAUGUCGGUGUACUCUGAGGAUGAGGGUUUUCUGAUGCACUUCUUCCAGGAUAGCUUGGCUGGAGCUUCCUUAGAGUGGUAUGUUCAACUCGAGCGCACUCAUAUUCAUUCUUGGAGAGAUCUUGUGGAGGCUUUCAUUAAGCACUAUCAAUACAAUGUUGACAUGGCGCCCAAUAGGACUCAGUUGCAGAGUUUGGUUCAAGGGUCUAAAGAAUCUUUCAAGGAGUACGCUCAGAAAUGGCGUGAGUUAGCUGCAAGAGUUCAACAACCUAUGACUGAGCGUGAGAUGAUUGACAUGUUCACCAGUACUUUGUCUGGACACUAUUACUUGGCCUGUAGUGCUUCAGCCAACUUUUCUGAAAUGGUGAGAUAUGGCAAGCGUGUUGAGAUGGGUCUAAAGAUGGGGAAAAUUCAGUUGGGAGCUUCUUCUAAUACUCAUAGUGGUAAGAAACAAGCUGAGGGUUAUGCCCGAAGGAAGGAAGGAAAUACGGAUGCCAUAUAUGGAAGAAGGGGUUCAGGGAGAAGUAAUUCACAGGUUAAUGCUGUCAUGAUUCCAGUACCGCAACAACAACAUCAGCAAGGACAUCGUUCCAAUAAUGAUCGCUAUCCUCCCAGGACCAGGCCUCACAGAAAGAUUGAUCCGAUUCCUAUAACCUAUGCUCAAGUGCUACAACAUUUGCUCAAGAUUGAGAAGAUUACUUUGAGAGAUGCUCCGAAUGCUCCGGACACACAAUCUCCGAAUUACAAUGCAAACGCACGAUGUGCUUUCCACUCAGGUGCCGCUGGCCAUGAUACAGAGAGGUGCAUUACACUGAAGAACAAAGUCCAGGACUUGUUGGAUCAAAAGAUAACUCAGUUCACUCCUACACCCAAUAUUGUCUAUAAUCCGAUGCCUGCUCACGGAGGUUCGGGUGUGAAUGCCAUUGAGAGUGAAGAGAUAAGUGUUAUAUCUGACGUGGGCUGUUUGGCCUUCCCUCUUGUGUUUGUAAAGCAACAUCUGGUCAAUAGUGGCAUCUUCCCGGGCUGUGGUAUUGAUUGUAAGAAUUGCAAAAGUCAACCUGAGGGUUGCGCUGAUUUGAAAGCUAUGGUACAAAAGCUGAUUGAUGAGGGUCCUCUUCAGUUUUAUCGAAGGUUGAGAGGUGCGAAGAGUAAUGACGGUGAAGUGUCUGUGAUCUCAAUUCCUUAUGAGUCGGUUGCUCCAAUAUGUAUCCAAGUGCCUAUUUAG